Messenger RNA from Salvelinus fontinalis (brook trout), 3759 nucleotides. It is a transcript of the gene itpkca, whose product is annotated as inositol-trisphosphate 3-kinase Ca. The record is from RefSeq and is a predicted model, not a curated record. NCBI's taxonomy places the organism in Eukaryota, Metazoa, Chordata, Actinopteri, Salmoniformes, Salmonidae. Bases 399 to 1664 code for a protein of 421 amino acids. Gene Ontology annotation, biological process: inositol phosphate biosynthetic process. The transcript is spliced from 7 exons. Gene Ontology annotation, cellular component: nucleus; cytoplasm. Gene Ontology annotation, molecular function: inositol-1,4,5-trisphosphate 3-kinase activity; inositol tetrakisphosphate kinase activity.
GACGAAGUAUUAUUGCAAGCACCUGGUUGAAAAUAUUUGGUCGUGAUUUGGUGAAUGUCGUUAGAAAUGUAAACUUCUCGGAGACUGGCAUAUCUGCAUUAUCGCACGUGCAAACGGUAAUGUAACUAGCUCUUGGCUGCGUUGGUGGUUAAACUGGUUUGAACGGUUAAAAAGGUGCAUCAAGUUGCGGAGAUCAACCAGGGUAUUGUCCGUUCAAUUAUUGCUUCAAUCCAAGAUGAAACGUACGGUGGGCGUGGCUCCCUAUUUUCGUUUGGACUAGCUAACUAACCUCGGCAGCAGCAAAAUCAGGUGAGACUGCACUCAUUCACCACAAAAAUUCUGAUGAGGAUGACUAAAACUCUAGUGACCACAGUUCGAGCCCGAGGAGCAAGGGGGAUAUGAACCACAGUUGCUCAAACGCGUCGGAGGAGCCAGCGUUGUCGGCGAACGGGAAGACAGACUCCACAAAACAUGCUGCUGAUUUCCCCUCACAUUGCGAAACCGUACACGAAAAUGUUACACAACUGGUGGUCACAUGUGAAUCGAGCCGAAUUGAAUUGGAGGCCAUGAGGAUUAGCGGGCUCUCGGUUGGAUCUCAUCCCGACGAGGAGUCGAUUUGCUCGGACAGUGGGUUCGGAGGCUCCCCCGCGUCUCUUCUCCUCAGAAAACUGUCAAACGCCUCAUCGUCUGUGUUGUCACCAGCCUCGUCUUUUGAAGAAAAUGAGGACGACCGCGGCUGUCCUGAUGAGGUCCCCCGGGUGAGUAGUGUCACAUGGAAGAAACCCAGAAGCACAGGGACCUCGUCUCCCCUCUCAGUGCCCCCCAAGAAGCCACAGCCCUGGGUGCAAGUAGUCGGACAUGCAGGGAGCUUCCAUGUAGGGGACUAUGGGAUGCUGCUGAAGCGUUACACUGAGGGAGAGCAAAAGUGCCUGCAGAGGCUAAUGGAGGACUCUCUGAGACCCUUUGUGCCAGGCUACCAUGGAGUGGUGCAGCGGGCCGAGGAGGACUACAACAUGAUGGACGACCUGCUCACACACUUCAACUCCCCUGCCAUCAUGGAUUGCAAGAUGGGCACCCGGACAUACUUGGAAGAGGAGCUGGCGAAGGCUCGGGAGAGGCCCCAGCCUCGUCAGGACAUGUAUGAGAAGAUGGUGGACGUGGACCCAGAGGCCCCCACUGCAGAGGAGCGAGCCCUACAGGCAGUACUCAAGACCAGAUACAUGCAGUGGAGAGAGACCCUAAGCUCCACCACCACUCUAGGCUUCCGCAUCGAGGGACUCAAGAAGGCUGAUGGUGUAUGCAACACAAACUUUAAAAGGACCAAGAGCAGAGAAGAGGUGAUGCAGGCACUGCAGGACUUUGUGGGUUGCAACACCCUAAUUCUGAAGGGAUAUCUGAGACGAAUGAAGGAUCUUCGACUGGUGUUGGAGGCAUCCAUCUUCUUCAGAACACAUGAGGUGGUGGGCAGCUCCCUACUAUUUGUGCAUGACAGUACAGGGAAGACAGGAGUAUGGAUGAUUGAUUUUGGGAGGACUGUCCCCCUGCCGCCGCCUCUCACCCUGGACCACCGCACCCCCUGGAUAGAGGGCAACCGAGAGGAUGGGUACCUGUGGGGUCUGGAUAACCUCAUUGAUGUCCUGACCGAUAUGCUGCAUCUCACCUGAACUGAACCUCACAAUUGAAUGACUGACACAGGACCUCAUCCCAACCAAAACACCCUUUACCACCUGAACCAAAUCCGAAUGGCCAUUUCAGCUUUUACCUGAGAGUUUUGACAAACGAGAGAUUGUUCACAUAUUGGACUCGGAUUCUGUGUUGGGGUUUAGGGGGUACUGGACUACCGUCUGUGGCUAUAAUGAAGGCAAUGGGGGAGGAACAGAGGUGUAUGUGGUGGACAAAGGAAAAUAGUAGCACUAGUUCCUCAGAAGAACUAUACAACAGCAAUGCAAAAUGAAACACUGCCCUUUUAUCAUCUUCCACAUAAUCCCCCCCAAACAAAUUCCGCCAUUUUGUUCUAUUACAAUUGUACUUAAUAAUCAUCAGCUCUAAGUGUUUCUUACUCCAGGUUUGAGGGCUGUACGACCUAAACAAUUAAUGUUGAUACUAUACUAUUAUGCUCCACAUAAUGGAGAGGCCCUUAAUAUUAGAGGACUCAUAAAACCUAGUAAAACCUCUGCGAACUGUGUUAAUGAACACUGCCUUCAAGUUUGUUUAUUAGUCAUAUACUCAUGAUAUACAGUGCAUUCGGGAAGUAUGCAGGCCCCUUGACCUUUUUCCACAUUCUGUUACAUUACAGCCUUAUUCUAAAAUGGAUUAAAUAUUUUUUCCCUCAUAAAUCUAUACACAAUACCCCCUAAUGACAAAGCAAAAACAGGUUUUUAGAAUUAUUUGCAAAUUUAUAAAAAUUAAAACUGAUAUCACAUUUACGUGAGUAUUCAGACCCUUUACUCAGUACUUUGAAGUACCUUUGGCAGCGAUUACAGCCUCGAGUCUUCUUGGGUAUAUGACUCUACAAGCUUGGCACACCUGUAUUUGAGGAGUUUCUCCCAUUCAUCUCUGCAGAUCUUCUCAAGCUCUGUCAGGUUGGAUGGAGAGCAUCACUGCACAGCUAUUUUCAGGUCUCUCCAGAGAUCGAUUUGGUUCAAGUCCGGGCUCUGGCUGGGCCACGCAAGGACAUUCAGAGACUUGUCCCGAAGCCACUCCUGCGUUGUCUUGGCUGUGUGUUUCGGGUCGUUGUCCUGAACCUUCGCUCCCAGUCUGUGGUCCUGAGCGCUCUGGAGCAGGUUUUCAUCAAGGAUCUCUCUGUACUUUGCUCUGUUAAUCUUUCCCUCGAUCCUGACUAGUCUCCCAGUCCCUGCCGCUGAAAAACAUCCCCACAGCAUGAUGUUGCCGCCACCAUGCUUCACCUUAGGGAUGGUGCCAGGUUUCCUCCAGACGUGACACUUGGCAUUCAGGCCAAUGAGUUCAAUCUUGGUUUCAUCAGACCGGAUAAUCUUGUUUCUCAUGGUCUGAGAGUCCUUUAGGUGCCUUUUGGCAAACUCCAAGUGGCCUAUCAUGUGCCUUUUACUGAGGAGUGGCUUCGUUCAUGCCACUACCAUAAAGACCUGAUUGUUUGAGUGCUGUGGUGAUGGUUGUCCUUCCGGAAGGUUCUCUCAUCUCCACAGAGGAACUCUUGGGCUCUGUCAGAGUGACCAUCGGGUUCUUGUGCACUUCCCUGACUAUACCUUCGACCUCAUUGCUUUGCUCUGACAUGCACUGUCAACUGUGGGACCGUAUAUAAACAGGUGUGCCUUUCCAAAUAAUUUCCAAUCAAUUGAAUUUACCACAGGUGGACUUCAAUCAAGUUGUAGAAACAUCUCAAGGAUGAUCAAUGGAAACAGGAUGCACCUGAGCUCUAUUUCGAGUCUCCUAGCAAAGGGUCUGAAUACUUAUGUAAAUAAGGUAUUUUUUUUAUUUAGUAAAUGUGUCAUCGUGGGGUACAGCAUGUAGAUUAAUGAUGGAAAAACAUUUUAUUUAAUACAUUUUUGAAUAAUGCUGUAACGUAACAAAAUGUGUAAAAAGGAAAGGGUUCUGAAUACUUUCUGAAUGCACCGUACAUAGUGCAACGAAAUACUUACUUGCAGGUUCAGCUCACGACAAUAGAAAUUAAGCGAAGAAAAACAUUUGGGGCCAUAAAUAUAAUUCAAAGCGGCACUCGGACAAAUUGUGAAUUUACAUGUGCCAGGGAAUUGUGCAAUAAUAAAUAGACAUUGUGCAGUA